Scleropages formosus (Asian bonytongue) is the source of this 2537-nucleotide messenger RNA. RefSeq lists its product as uncharacterized. NCBI's taxonomy places the organism in Eukaryota, Metazoa, Chordata, Actinopteri, Osteoglossiformes, Osteoglossidae. Bases 305 to 2446 code for a protein of 713 amino acids. The transcript is spliced from 6 exons. The record is from RefSeq and is a predicted model, not a curated record.
UGUGCCGGAAACAUAUGAGGCUCCUGCCUCUUUCCCGUACGGCCAAGCAGUAAACAGUGGCUGUACCGCGGUACUCCUUCACUGCCACAAGCUCUCGAUCAGAGCGUCACACGGCCUGUGCGGCAGUUAGGAUCCGAGAGCUCAGAAGGACGUCCGCACUGGCCGCAGCGAAAGGACAAGAAGUCGGCAGCUGAACCCAAACACCUUCUCUUAGCUUGGACAGGUGAGGAGACAGCCUCAGGUUCGAGCACAGGCAGGGAAAUGUUGUCAGACACUGCAUUGUGUAGAGGUGUCCUGCAGAGGGAUGGUGACUGACUGGACACUGCAGUGCAGUACCACGGUAGGUGGAACAGAGGCACGGUCGCUGAGCAGAGAGAGAAUGUCCGAGGAAGAGUCCGGCUUGGAGGGAAAGUCCUUUCUCCUGUCACCGCUGAACACGACAAGGACCACAUCCAGUCAUUGGCAUGGAGACAGAGUCGUGCAGGACACGUGUGGGUCCGACCGCAGCUGCGAGGCAGGUGCGCUGUCCCCGAGACAUCCUGAUGUCUUGAAAGAGAAUGGCAGCUGGAGUGUCCCCAAGCGGAAGGGGGACCCCGAUGUCCUUGAUCAGAACAGUGAUCCAGAGGUGUCCGGCCUUCAGAAGGACGGCUUCCUGGGAUCUCCUGUCCCCAUUGCCAGAUGGACGAGGAGAACACUGCCCCCUCCUCUUGUCUUUGUCCAGAUCCAUCCUGAAGUGGAUGAGGAGGGCGGCGCUUCCAAAGCUGUUCUUGCAUGUGCUGGGGGACUGGCAGGGGGCAGUGGUCAGAAGGACAGACCCUUGGGGGACACUCUGGAUGGAAACCACCAGCUGAAACAGAAAGUAUCUUUGCUGGUUCCUAGUUUGGACCCUACAGAGUCAAACAUCAUCCUUUCGGGGUCCUCUGAGACCGUGGCCCUGACAGCCCCUGUUGCCAUGGAGACGGAGGGAGAAGCAGACGGGGCUGCUAUUAAGGAAGAGGACGCAAACAGCAGUUCCCCCAUCAGGGCUCUGCAGUGCAGUGAAGCUCCCAGAAGCUCAGCUGGCAUCCCUGCAGGGGACGAGGAGGCGGUGCUGCAGCCUUCGGACCCGGAGCCGGCAGCGUCCACACAGGGCACAGAGCCCAGCUGUCGAAGGUCCAUCGAAGUUCCCGCCCCAGAGGGGUCUUCGUCCAGCUCCUCAACCUCCAGCGAUGCAGAUGAGGCGUUGUGGGCGGCCAGAGGACGGGGUGCCGUGUCCCUCGAGGUGGACAGGGGGGACAGGGAGCCCAAGAAGAGGAAGAAGAAGAAAACAUGGAGCAGCAGGAAGAUGAAGCACUAUUUGGAGAAGCUGAGGGAGAGAUGGAGGAGCAGCAGCCACGGGUUGGGAGGACGAGGGCUAGAGGAUGGCCUCCAGGGACAGGACCUGGAAACUGGAGAACAACAGACAGAGGGUAAAGCGCUUGCUGACGGAUCGACCAAUAGGGAUGAGGGGGUGGAGCUCGCUGUUUGUCAUGCACCAAUGAGAACGCAGCUGAGCAAAGCCACUCCCACAAAGGCAGAGGAUGACGGGGGUUCAGAAAGGUACCGACCCCCCGCCUGCACGAAGGAGACCGUGACAGCGGUAACACCGCCCGACCCCCAGCUGGACGGCAGUCACUCCAAAGAGACGCCCUGCGUGAACCGCCCCGUCGCUGCGGAGACGAGCAGCCCACGCAUCCCCACGGAGCGCCAGGAGUGUGUGCUGUCGACCACAGCGGGUCUCGGACGCCACCUGCACCAUGCAAGGACGGAGAUCGGCAGCGACAGCGACAGCGAUGACAACGUCUACGACUUCCUGUGGUCCUACAUAGAGGGAGACAAGGAGGAGGUCAACGGGCGUGGGGUGGGGGACGUCGCCCUGGCUUUCUCCUGCAUGGAAGCGAUGCCGGAGCCCGUCCUGGACAGCUCGGCCACACUGAGUCGGGUUCGACUGAGCACACAGCUGGGCCGCAGAUCCCCCUCCAAGAGGAGCUCCGGGCUGAGGGGGCCUCUGUUCGACGAAGGCGUCUACCGGACGUUCCGGGGCUCCACAGCUCACCCUGCAGAGGAGGUCCCCGCAGCUCUGAGCCCACAGGACACCCGGAACGGGGAGCUGGAUGGACGCAGUGACGGCGGCAGUGGUGGCUACGCGUACACGAUCCCGCGCUUCGACGCGUUCAGCUCAGCGCCCUCCCGCCUGCGCUCCUCCACCAUCUCCUCCCCCACCGAUGCCGUAGCUCCGCCCACAGCGCACCACCUGGACAGCAGGAGCACAAAGGUGCGGCGCCCCCUGCAGGUGGAAGCAAAACGCGGUAGGAAGCAGCGCCUCUCUGCCUGGCUCCUCCCCCUGAGGAAGCAGCAGAAGAAGAAGAUGACGCAGAGAGACGAGGCCCAGCGACUCCGUUCUGCAGAGGAGGACGAGUUGCCGUGACGCAGAACCCCCUGCAGGGCGGUGUCCCUCAGCGCUGCGGACGCCGUGGAGAUACCAGCGAAUGUUGUGUGUGACUGUCAUUAAAAAAGCG